AUGGGAUAAUAACAAUAAAAAUAAUACAAUUUCUUUUGGCCACAUAAGGGAGAAGUACAAUUAUGGACACAUUCUUAAAUAAAAGUUAAUUUCUUGUUUUAUCUAAGAUUAUUUCAGAAGGAGAUUCGAAGUUCUCAGAACAAAAUAAUGAAUCAAUAAUUACUUGCCCUAUGGAAUACUCUUUAAGUUGGACUACUAAAUCAAAUCAAAUUCAAUUUAUCUCAACAAAAAUAUCAAAUGGAGCUAAAGUGAAAUUUGUAGUUGAUCAAACUAAUGGCAAACUUAUAAGUAAUGUUAUAAUUCAAUAUUUAGAAACAGAAUAUAAUUAACUAGAUAACCUUGAAAAAUAGUUAUUUGAUGAAUUAUAACCAUAAACAAUGUGGAAAUGCUGGGUUGAAAUCUGGCUUGGUAAAACUAAAAAAAAUGAUAUUGUGCUUAAUAAAUAAGAAAGUUUAGAAAAUAUAUAAUCUGAUAGUAGUUUAGGAUAUAUUUAUAAUCCUAUUGUUAAAGUUUAUAGAGAAAGAAGAGGAUAGAUAUAACUUCUUACUAGACAUUUAUGUUAUACAAAUUAGAAUGAUAAUAAAAAGUCUAGCAAAUAUUAGAUAAAUACAUAGUUUUGUAAGACUUAAUUUUGGAUGUUCAAUUGGGAACUUAAAUAAAAAGUAGUUCCUGAUGCUUAUUUUUUGGAAUUGUAAAAUAAAUUAUCAACAGAAUCUCUUUCUUUUUAUCAAUAUACACUAAAUUGA
This is a messenger RNA of Paramecium pentaurelia, 746 nucleotides long. The record is from the annotation of a GenBank genome assembly. Lineage: Eukaryota; Ciliophora; Oligohymenophorea; Peniculida; Parameciidae.